This is a messenger RNA of Sorghum bicolor (sorghum), 1825 nucleotides long. Its product is annotated as probable magnesium transporter NIPA6. Gene Ontology annotation, molecular function: magnesium ion transmembrane transporter activity. The transcript is spliced from 9 exons. Gene Ontology annotation, cellular component: membrane. The coding region runs from base 280 to 1353 and encodes 357 amino acids. The record is from RefSeq and is a predicted model, not a curated record. Lineage: Eukaryota; Viridiplantae; Streptophyta; Magnoliopsida; Poales; Poaceae. Gene Ontology annotation, biological process: magnesium ion transport.
UGCCACAAACAAACGAAAGUGCUACAGUAGCGAAAUCCAAAAAUUUUCCCAAACUAAACAAGGCCCACCUUUGAAUCUCCAUCUCCAGUUGCACACACUUGUCCGCUCCUGUCGCGGCCUCUCUCUCUCUCUCUCCUCCCUCCAGCCUCACGCACACGCACCCCAGGUGAAUAAGCACAAAUUUCAAACACGAAAAAUCCAAACAAAACAGAUCCCAACCUCCAACCUGGGCCCGCCCCAAAUGCGCCGGCCUCGCGCCGUCGCCGCUGCACGCCGUCGAUGACUCCCGCCCCUCCGAACGCCGCGGCCGGCGACCUCUUCGCUGCCAACCUCACGGGGGCGCUUCUUGCGGUCGCCUCCUCCGCCUUCAUCGGCGUCAGCUUCAUCGUCAAGAAGAAGGGCCUACGCCGGGCGGCCGCCGCCGGCGCCCGCGCAGGUGUUGGAGGCUAUGGGUACCUCUUGGAGCCACUCUGGUGGGUUGGGAUGGUUACGAUGCUCAUUGGGGAGAUUGCCAAUUUCGUGGCCUACAUGUUUGCGCCAGCUGUUCUUGUCACCCCGCUUGGCGCGCUCAGCAUAAUUGUCAGUGCUGUUCUAGCCCAUUUCACCCUGAAUGAGAAGCUGCAGCGGAUGGGCGUGUUGGGUUGUGUCCUCUGUAUAGUCGGGUCAACCGUUAUCAUCCUCCAUGCACCUGAGGAAGAGACACCAAGCUCAGUGACACAGAUCUGGCACUUGGCUACGCAACCUGCCUUUCUUUGUUAUGCUGUCUCUGCAUUGGCGAUCUCACUGAUCUUGAUACUUCACUGUGCACCCCGUUAUGGGCAGACCAACAUAGUAGUUUAUGUGGGAAUUUGCUCGGUGAUAGGAUCUUUGACGGUAAUGAGCAUCAAGGCGGUAGGCAUUGCUAUCAAGCUUACAAUUGAGGGUAUAAACCAGGCUGGCUAUUUCCAGACUUGGUUGUUUGCAACUGUUUCAGCAACAUGCAUAAUUAUUCAAUUAAUUUACCUGAACAAGGCAUUAGAUACUUUCAAUACCGCAGUUGUUUCUCCCAUCUACUAUGCGAUGUUCACAUCCCUCACAAUUUUAGCAAGUGCCAUAAUGUUUAAGGACUGGUCCGGGCAGAGUAUAAGCAGUAUUGCUUCUGAGAUUUGUGGGUUUCUUACUGUGCUUACUGGUACUGUUGUACUGCAUUCUACAAGAGAACAUGAUCCAACCCUUUCUUCAGAUCUGUAUGCUCCUCUUUCCCCAAUAUAUUGGCAUAUCCAAGGCAAUGGUGAAACAGGAGGAAAACUGAAAGAGGAUGAUUUACUCUCUGGAGAUUUCAUUGCCGUGGUGCGACAAGACUACUUUGUCUAGAGACCUUCCACGAUGCUUAAUGUUCUUGAUUAAAAAAAGAAGAGAACACUAUCGAAGGAUCUUACUGAUGCUCAGUGGACUGCGGCUCUCCCAUUUUGCGUGGCUCAUCAUUGAGAAACUCGUUAUGCUUCCUAUGCUCAUGAUGUCUCAAGAGUCAAAGGCAGUCUUUCUGCGGCCGCUGGACUGACCCGAGUAAUUGCUAAGUUUUGUAGAAAUGGUUAGGAUUUGUUGAAGUUCCUGUUUGAUCACAGGCACCUGGGCGAUGCCUUGUAGUAAGAUGUAAGCAAUCUGUCUAGCAUGCUGGGUUGAGCAAGCUUUGCUGCAGUGUAUCAGGGUGGUGCAGCUGUUGUAUUUAUAUUGUACAGUCUAAUGUGAAUGUAUGAAUUAGAGCUAACAAAAUGUGCGCAGAUAUUUCAUGAAAACUUUGUCGAGCUUCUUUAGGUUACAUAUAUAUUGCUCCUGACUUGUGAUA